CCUCACACUUCCUGAGGAGGCAGUCAGAAGAACAAAGCCUGCGGAGGUAGCUUUUCUCUUCAUCGUCCCAGACCCGGCUGCCAAUUGGCCUCCUGUCCCCCCCAGCACCAUCCUGGGGGAAAGAAAGAGAUGAAGUGGAAGGGGAUUGUUAUCGCAGCCAUCCUGCAGGCACGAGUCCCAAUUACAGAGGCCCAGAGUUUUGGACUGGCCGACCCAAGACUGUGCUACCUUCUAGAUGGCAUCCUCUUCAUCUAUGGAGUCAUUAUCACGGCCCUCUUCCUGAGAGCAAAGUUCAGCAAGACUGCCAGAGUCUCCAGCUACCAACAGGACCAGAAUCAACUUUACAAUGAGCUCUCCCUAGGACGCAGAGAAGAAUAUGACAUUUUAGAUAAGAGAAGAGGCCGUGACCCGGAGAUCGGGGGAAAACAGAGAAGGAAGAACCCUCAAGAAACUGUGUACAAUGCAUUGCAGAAAGACAAGAUGGCAGAAGCGUACAGUGAGAUUGGAAUGAAAGGAGAGAACCAGCGAAGACGAGCCAAAGGGAAUGAUGUCCUGUACCAGGGCCUCAGCUCAGCCACCAAGGACACCUAUGAUGCCCUCCACAUGCAGCCCCUGCCUCCUCGUUAACAGGAGUAUACCACCACCGACUCACCAUCCAGACAGGUUUGCAAGGACACAGCAGUUACAACCGACCUCCACUGAGAAAAAAAAAAAAGUCAUUCUUGUUUCCCAGAAACCAAAGCAGCCUCUCCUUACCUGUAGGAUGAAUCUCAGGUUAAUGUUUGGCCAUGUCCAACUCCUUACUGUAAGCUUGCCUUUGCAUUUUUCAGAUUUCCAGCCUCAGGGAUUGUGAUUUUGUAGUAACAACAGUAAUAGAAUACAUUUGUGAAAAAGGUUUACCAAUCUUCUUCCCACCACCAUUCAGGGUUCAGGUAUCAUUAGCUCCUAUGUAGCCAAUCAAUGAACAGCUAUUAAGCACCUACUAGCCAAAGCUUUAGAAGAUUUGAUCUUGGGUCUUCUGGCUCUGGAAGAUUUGGUCUUGGGUCUUCUGGCUCUGGAAGAUUUGGUCUUGGGUCUUCUCCUGGCUCAGCCCAUCACUUUCUCCCUGGGACUCAACGCUCACAUUUGUCCAGCAGAUGGAUGUCCCAUCCCACAGAGGUGCCAUUAGCUUCUACUAUGUAAAGCCUUCAGAGAGACUGGAGGUGAUUGCCGUUGUUGAAAUAGUCCACACCAUCUCCCCCAUUAGCAUUUAUGUCCCCUUGGCUUGACUCCGGCUGUAAACUUAGCUUCUCUGCUAUUGCUCCCUCCUCCCCAAUUAAAUUUUUGUUCUCUCUCUCUU
Messenger RNA from Phascolarctos cinereus (koala), 1339 nucleotides. RefSeq names its product CD247 molecule (gene CD247). The record is from RefSeq and is a predicted model, not a curated record. Gene Ontology annotation, cellular component: membrane; alpha-beta T cell receptor complex. Gene Ontology annotation, biological process: T cell receptor signaling pathway. Gene Ontology annotation, molecular function: transmembrane signaling receptor activity. Lineage: Eukaryota; Metazoa; Chordata; Mammalia; Diprotodontia; Phascolarctidae.